Messenger RNA from Gadus macrocephalus (Pacific cod), 2650 nucleotides. It is a transcript of the gene sdf4, whose product is annotated as stromal cell derived factor 4. Bases 327 to 1391 code for a protein of 354 amino acids. Gene Ontology annotation, cellular component: endoplasmic reticulum. The transcript is spliced from 7 exons. Gene Ontology annotation, molecular function: calcium ion binding. NCBI's taxonomy places the organism in Eukaryota, Metazoa, Chordata, Actinopteri, Gadiformes, Gadidae. Gene Ontology annotation, biological process: calcium-ion regulated exocytosis. The record is from RefSeq and is a predicted model, not a curated record.
CGGGAUGCGUCAGUGGCAACGUUGACAACGUAGCAACCAGAGCCUGCAAGCCGGGUGAUCUGACCAGUAUCCCCAGUAUGACUAGUAUCACAUCGACGUUGAGAAGUUAAACUACCACCCACAACAUCUUCAGUAGUCAAAUCGUCGUCCAACAGGUGUCAGUCUGUCCUUCCUGGGGGUGUGAGUGUCCACGUGUACAGGAAGAAACCAGCUGCUGUUGACAGCUUUUGAGCUAAGGAAGGUUGUUUGUAUGACGACUGACAGGUUUUGACUCAGCCAAAGAGAUUACAUAAAUUCCCAUCCGGGAUAGAUCGCUGCUUAGCAGGAUGUCUGUCUUAAGCCAGGUGUGGUGCAGGAGUCUCCUGGUGUGCUCCCUGCUCUGCUCUGCGCUCAUCCAAUUACAUGCACGGCCUGCCAACAUGUCCGCGUUGAGGGAGAAGAACGCCAACACUAAAGAUGAAAACGAGAUCCUGCCCCCAGACCACCUGAAUGGGUUGAAGAUGGAGAUGGAUGGACACCUGAACAAGGAUUUCCACCAGGAGGUGUUCCUUGGUAAAGAGAUGGAGGAGUUUGACGAGGAUUCGGAGCCGAGACGAAACCGAAAGAAACUAAUUGACAUCUUUACCAAGGUGGAUUUCAACGAGGACAAGAGUGUCAGCGCCAAGGAAAUGCAGAGAUGGAUCAUGGAGAAAACCGAGGAGCACUUCCAAGAGGCCAUCAGGGAGAACAAGCUCAGCUUCAGGGCAGUGGACCCUGACAGAGACGGUCAUGUCACAUGGGAUGAGUACAGAGUCAAGUUUCUGGCCAGCAAGGGACUCAAUGAAAAGGAAGUUGCGGAGAAGAUAAAGAACAACGAAGAUCUCAAGGUGGACGAGGAGACUCAGGAGGUUCUGGAGAGCCUCAAAGACCGCUGGUUCCAGGCCGACAGCCCUCCGGCCGACCAGCUGCUCAAUGAGGAGGAGUUCCUCUCCUUCCUCCAUCCGGAGCACAGCCGGGGCAUGCUCAAGUACAUGGUGAAGGAGAUUGUCCGCGACCUGGACCAGGACGGCGAUACGAAGCUGACGCUGUCGGAGUUCAUCUCCCUGCCCGUGGGCACGGUGGAGAACCAGCAGGCGCAGGACAUCGACGACGACUGGGUCCGCGAGAGGAAGAAGGAGUUCCUGGAGGUCAUCGACGCCGACGGAAACGCCAUCGUUACGAUGGAGGAACUGGAAGAGUACAUGGACCCCAUGAACGAGUACAAUGCGCUCAAUGAGGCCAAGCAGAUGAUCGCGGUGGCGGACGAAAACCAGAACCAGAAGCUGGAGCUUGAGGAGAUCCUGAAGUACAGUGAAUACUUCACCGGCAGCAAGCUCAUGGACUACGCCAGGAACGUUCACGAGGAGUUCUGAACAUCAGGCCUGCCGUAACAGCCCCCCACCCCCCAUUCCCUCUUCAACUGAACUACUCAGUGUGGGGGGCGGCUAACUAACUCAUACUCUGUUCUAUGUUCAAUCAUGUGCUUGAAGCCUCCCCCCCACACACAACUCAAAGCGGACUCAGACCAAGAUGUUUAAAUAUUGUAAUUGCUUCCUACUGUCAAUUGGGCACUACCAUGCUCUGCCUACAGUCCUGUGUGUGUGUGUGUGUGUGUGUGUGUGUGUGUGUGUGUGUGUGUGUGUGUGUGUGUGUGUGUGUGUGUGUGUGUGUGUGUGUGUGUGUGUGUGUGUGUGUGUGUGUGUGUGUGUGUGUGUGUGUGUGUGUGUGUGUGUGUGUGUGUGUGUGUGUGUGUGUGGAAAAAAAACAACACUCUGGAUAUUGUCCUUGUUAUUGAGCCGAAAUUCAUUAUUAGUAGCAAGUCUUUCUUCCAGUUACUGGAUUUAAUUCUGCAAUCACUGUUUGGUUUUGACUGGUAUAGUUGUAUACAAUGUAAAUACUUGCCCAUUUACAAAAAUUCAUGCCUCUGGCAGACGGACUGAAUUAAAAAGAACAGUUGAAUGUGAUGCCGCUGAAAGGACUACACCCUCAGAGAGCCACUGGUAACACGUCCAGUAUACAACUGAAGCACAAUGAAUUAGUCACCUCCCCAUUGUUUCUGCCUUCAAAGUAUUGCGAGACGAAUAAUUGAUACGUUCGACCGUCCCUGUGCCAUGACUCCUCCGUCCCUCGAAACGUCAAAUCAAUUGAUUGAUCGCUUUUCUGUCAAUACUUUGAAAGAGGGUGUAGAUUUGAAAAGUCAGAAGUAUAUUUAAUGAGAAAAAUAAACCUAUUUAACCAAUCUUCAUUGAUUGACAAAAACUGUAAAUAUAUCAUGAACGCAAAUAUAGGCUACUCAUUUUGAAAAUGUGAAUACAUCUAAAACGGCUGUUCUGUUUUCCAGCCAACCAUCGAAAUAAUUUGUGCUUGUAUUAAUAAAUAUAUUACAUUUAUAAAGCUUUCAAAUAUCACAUGGAUUUGUUUUAGUCAGCAUCUUUGAUUCUGAGUUUUUGUUGCACUGAAUUCCAACUUAAUUUAAUUAAAAGUUCCAGGGGUCCUUGAUCACAAACUAAGCAGAUCGUUGAAUGUUUUCCUCCUUGUGUUCUGUAAUGCUCAAGCAAACUCAUCUGAACUGCAAAAUACCCUAAUAUGUUCGGAGAAUGUGAUAAAACUUUAUUAAAAAUCGUAUUGCGAA